Aspergillus japonicus CBS 114.51 is the source of this 939-nucleotide messenger RNA. Its product is annotated as putative NADH-ubiquinone oxidoreductase 12 kda subunit. Bases 188 to 502 code for a protein of 104 amino acids. The transcript has 2 exons. NCBI's taxonomy places the organism in Eukaryota, Fungi, Ascomycota, Eurotiomycetes, Eurotiales, Aspergillaceae. The record is from RefSeq and is a predicted model, not a curated record.
CAACUUCAUGCCCUGAACGUCUGCUCCGUCCAAAACCGACCCUCCGACCUAAAAGUCUCGCCCUCCAAUUCCGCAAUUGAAUCCCCGCCACCACGCGCCUUCACACUCGGAGUGACACCUUGGCCCCCCGCCCUUAAAUCUCCUUGUGUCUGCAACGAACCACAAGAAAUCCCUAACCCUCAUCGCAAUGCCCACCCCGGAAUCCGCCGCCUUCCUGGCCAAGAAGCCCACCGUGGCCCCGACCUACGACGGCGUCGACUACGAGGACAACGUCGCGCUGCACAACGCCCGCGACGCCAUCAUCCGCGAGCAGUGGGUCCGCAGCAUGAUGUCGCGGCUGGUCGGCGAGGAGCUGGGCAAGUGCUAUGCGCGCGAGGGCGUCAAUCACCUUGAGAAGUGUGGGGUUUUGAGGGAAAAAUACUUCGAGCUCCUCGGCGAGCGCAAGAUCAAGGGUUAUCUCUUCCAGGAGAAGAACCACUUCUCGCAGGAGAAGUCUGCUUAAAUUUUGCUUCAAUCCUGCGGAAGCUUGGGGAGUGGAAACGGGUGAUAGAAUUGAGUGAAGGAAACGGAACGGAGAGGGAGGGGGGGGGGCUUUUUAUAACCCUGGUGAUGAGCAUCGCGGGGAACAGGGAUGGUGUUUAUACUAUAUCAUCUUUUUGUUUUGUGUCAUGGCUGUACUACAUGUUUGUUCGAAAUUUCUUGACGGUUUCUUUAUUUCCUUUUUCUUGUCUGCUUUAGCUAUACUACCUACCUACCUACCUACCUACCUCCCUAUCUACACACCUACUCACCUGUGCUAUGUUUGUCAUUGGUUUUGGGGUGGAAAAUAUCGAUAUCGGGAUCUUUUCUUUCUCUCAGGCGGCGAGAGGUGAGGUUGGUGGAUGUAGAGGAGAGAAUUUAGAGGAGGUCAGACUAGGGGUAUGGUGACAAUGUGAUCUG